AUGAUUGAUGCUGCUGUUGCUGCUGCUGCUGCAAUAGCAACAGCAGCAGCAGUAGCAACAGCAACAGCAGCAGCAGUAGCAACAGCAACAGCAGCAGCAGCAGCAGCAGCAACAGCAGCAGCAGCAACAACAGCAGCAGCAGUAGCAACAGCAGCAGCAGUAACAACAGCACCAGCAGUAGAAACAGCAGCAGCAGCAGCCUCACCAACAGCAACAGCAGCAACAGUAGCAAGAGCAGCAGCAGUAGCAACAGCAGCAGCAGCAGCAGCAGCAGCAGCCUCACCAACAGCAACAGCAGCUAGCUGCUGCCGCUGCUGCAGCAUGGGCGGCAGGUUUAUCCAGGGGCUCUGUCUUUGGGGAUCGCACGUCUCCACGGUAGCGAGAGCGGGGUUGCUGCUGCUGCUGCUGCUGCUGUUGCUGCUGCUGCACGUGCUGCGGCUGCUGCCCCCAAGCACCACCGGUAACACACCUGCAACCACGCAACCAGCUGCAGCAGCAGCAGCAGCAGCAACAGCAGCAGCAGCAACCGCAGCAGUAGCAAUAGCAGGAGCAGCAACAGCAGCAGCAAGAGCAGCAGCAGCAGCAGCAGAUCAAUAG
Eimeria mitis is the source of this 597-nucleotide messenger RNA. RefSeq lists its product as uncharacterized. The record is from RefSeq and is a predicted model, not a curated record. The transcript has a single exon. Bases 1 to 597 code for a protein of 198 amino acids. Lineage: Eukaryota; Apicomplexa; Conoidasida; Eucoccidiorida; Eimeriidae.